Populus trichocarpa (black cottonwood) is the source of this 1858-nucleotide messenger RNA. RefSeq names its product la-related protein 6B. Gene Ontology annotation, cellular component: nucleus. NCBI's taxonomy places the organism in Eukaryota, Viridiplantae, Streptophyta, Magnoliopsida, Malpighiales, Salicaceae. The record is from RefSeq and is a predicted model, not a curated record. Gene Ontology annotation, molecular function: mRNA binding. The transcript is spliced from 10 exons. Gene Ontology annotation, biological process: RNA processing. The coding region runs from base 144 to 1361 and encodes 405 amino acids.
GAAAUCCUCUCCAUUGUCUUCCCUCUCUCCAGGACCCCUCCCCCCAGAAAAUAAAAUUAAAAACCCUAGAUACAUCGAAUCCCAAAAAAUAAAAAAACUGAAGGAAAAAAACCCUAAAACUGUAUCAAAAAAUCGAACUUUUGAUGGCACAACAAAAUCAAGAAGAAGAAGAAGAGUUAGUGGCUGUAGUAGAAUCUGUACCUGAAACCCUAGAUCAAUCUCCUUCUUCGUCUGAUCCUUCGCUUUCUCGUAAUGUUUCCUUUAGUAAACUCAACGCACAAGCUCCCGCCUUUGUCCCCACGCGCCCCCAACCUCAACCUCCUCCGCGAUUGUCCGUGAUCCCUCCCCCUCCCCCUCCUCCCGCGGGCAUGAUGCAUAUGUUCCCUCCGUCUCCGUUUCACGUUCCGAUUCAUGGCCCUGUUCCCUUGCCUCACGUCAUCCCCGUUCCGAACCACCACCACCACAACAACCACCACCACCACCAUAAUCAUCCCAAUCAGCAUCAACAGCAGUAUGUUCCGGUUCGAAAGCAUAAUCAGCUGCAUAAUUCUAAAAGGGUGCCGCAGCAAUUUGAGGAAGAGGUUGAAGUGGUUGUGAAUAAGGAUGCAGCAGCUUCUUCGGAUCAUGCGGCUAAGAGUGAUGAAGCUAUGAAUAAGCUGUUGAAUCAGGUGGAGUAUUAUUUCAGUGAUUUGAACUUGGCCACUACUGAUCAUCUUAUGAGGUUUAUCACCAAGGAUCCUGAAGGAUAUGUGCCAAUAUCUGUUGUUGCUUCCUUUAAGAAGGUUAAAGCUGUCGUAAACAAUAAUUCUCAGCUUGCUACCAUUCUGCGGAACUCAACAAAGCUUGUAGUUAGUGAAGAUGGAAAGAAAGUAAGACGCCAGCAUCCCUUAACUGAGUCAGAUGUUGAGGAGUUGCAAUCUCGUAUAGUUGUUGCUGAAAAUUUACCCGAGGAUCAUUGCCACCAAAACCUCAUGAAGAUCUUUUCUGCUGUUGGGAGUGUGAAGACUAUUCGCACCUGUCCACCUCAACCUUCUGGUGGAGCUUCUUCAGCAUCUAGAUCUGGAAAAGCUGAUGGGAUGCAUUUCAGUAACAAGUUGCAUGCAUUUGUGGAAUAUGAGACUGUCGAGAUUGCUGAGAAAGCAGUUGCUGAGCUAAAUGAUGAGGGAAACUGGAGGAGUGGUCUUAAGGUUCGGUUAAUGCUCAAGCGUGGGGCACAAGGAAAGAAGGGGCAUGAUGGUCAAGGGCAUUCUGAGGAAGAUGAGGUUUCUGCUUUUGAGCAAAUGCCGAAUGAAAAGCUGACAGAAGAUCAAGCCCAGCAGCCUGAUGUCCAUUCACAUGAGCAUUCUCUCUUGAUUGACUGAGAUCCGUUUACUUGGGAAGGGAGAGGAUCAUGCCAAUGACAAGGAAGGUGCACAGCGAAAGCGGAACCGGGGGCGGGGCAAGGGCCGUGGGCGAGGUCAAUACCAUCACAAUAACCACCACAGUAACCACGGGGGAACUCCCCCUUCAAAUCCAGUUCUUGGUGAGCAUCUGACAAUGGCUAAGCAACCACCUGGGCCCCGAAUGCCCGAUGGCACGAGAGGAUUUGCAAUGGGUCGAGGGAAACUAGUUGCUGUGAAUAUCGCAUGACUUCGGUAUCUCUACAGUGUUCAGUUUUGGUUAUAAUAGAUGUGCAUGUAAGUUUAUGUUGGGGUGGGGAAGUACGUCUUAUAUAUAUAUAUGUUGUCGAUGGCAGGGGUUUUAGAAAGUGCUGUCAAUCUGCUGUAGUUUUGGCUGAUAUGGAUCUGCUACUUUUAUGUUGGUAUCUUGCAUUUGGUCAUGGAUGCUCUAUAAACAGUUUUCUUCUUCUUCCGUAAAA